AUGGAGCCCCUGUCUCCCACAAACCAUACCACCUGCCAAAGUUUUCAGCGCUUCAUGAUUGAAAUCCUUGACUUUCGCACUGACAGUUUUUGCACAUGUCUCACUGACGAUUGUAAAAUACUAUGUCAGCGUUAUCCUGAUGUGGCUAAUCAGAUCCUCGCCUGCUAUGCCCAAGUUGAAGAAUUUCGUCGAGCUCUUCUGCCGUCAUUUCGAGAUAGUGAGAGGCCGCGUCAUCGAGAAACAUACUUCAAUGGAGAUGGAAACAUUCCUGACAGUAUCGGGCCUUCUCCAAUGCUCGACCCGAGAACAGCUUCGCCCGGAAGGAAUGACUCAUUAAUAAGUGCAGUUGAACACACGGAUUUUCCAGAAUACAACUAUAAUCAAGGGCAGACGAACUUUGUCCCCGCUUACUGGGACACUAGCUCAGAAAAAAGCGUUGAUACUACUAACGACGAAGAUGCACCGAGCAGGACGGAUGAAAUCGGUGAAUUGGUCGAUCCGAACGCUGGCCUAACAAUUCUAUCACCCAUGAUGGUUGACUCAAAUUCUCAAUGUAAGAGCGGUCAAGAUCAAUUCCUUGACAGAGAGUCGGGUUCCGAAAUUGAUGUUAAUUUCAACCGAAGAGCUCGUGGGUAUGGCACUGAAAACAUUCCAGACACACAGAAUUAUAGAUCUCCUAGUAUUGAUUCUGUGCCCCUCUCGCCACAAGACGAAGCACAGUGGCAAGGAGGAACCUCAUCUGUGGAUUUCGAGGCCUAUAACGCAGAACAAGACGAAGAAGGAAGCGAGAGCGAAGUACAAGCUGCCGCUGAAGAAGGUAUGGAAUAUGGAGAUGCCGCUAGGAGCGGUAGUAGGAAAUACCAGAACGACGAGGCGCAACGUGAUAACGAACCACAACCAGAUAACAAGGCAGAGCAAGAGGACGAACCACAACAAGAGGACGAACCACAACCAGAGGACGAACCACAACCAGAGGAAGAACCACAACCAGAGGACGAACCACAACCAGAGGACGAACCACAACCAGAGGAAGAACCACAACAAGAGGACGAACCACAAGAGGACGAACCACAAGAGGACGAACCACAACCAGAGGACCUACCACAACCAGAGGACGAACCACAAGUGGACGAACCACAACCAGAGGACGAACCACAACCAGAGGACGAACCACAACAAGAGGACGAACCACAAGAGGACGAACCACAACAACAGGAUUCUGAGGAGCACACAGACAUAGAAGAAUCGGAUGACGAGGACUACGAAAGCCAGACUUCUAGCGCGACCCCGACUCCAGCACCACGAAAACAGUUGAGAAUUUCUGCGAGGAGGGCACCUGCUAACUCUGUUGACAAAAAGAGACGUUCAGCCAAUCAUCAAUCCAACAAAAGACCUCCUGAGGAUAGCCUUCCUGAAGUUCCUCCCUCAAAACGAACCAAAUCGGCAACCCAGGUGGAGAAGGAGCUCCGAACACCAGGUGCUACUACUAAAAACUACUCGGAAAACGCCGACGAUCAGUCCUUUUGGGAGAAGUGGGACAUGGAACGGGCAGCUAUGACCAACGAAAAUCAACACUCUGAGUGGUCUGUCAGUGGUGUCCGGGUAUGGAGACGUCUCUCUGAGAAAUACAGUUCAGGAUCUUCGCGCGGUCGAAAGGGACGGGAGACGCCCCAGCGUCCUGUAGGUAAACUUGCCACGAUGGUCCUAGCGGUCGCCAAUUGCUAUGCCUUUGAGACGCUGAAGGAGGCCGUGGGCUUUGUGCAACAUCACAGAGCAGAAGCGACGUUUGAAAUUUUCAGUGACGAUCCCAAGAUUCUAAUGGAAACCGUGAAUACUAUUGAAAAGGGAGGCCACUUGAACAGCUACAUCCGACGAUUUACAUUGGCGCGUUUGGCCAACAUUUACCUGGGAUCAGUGGCCAAUGGGGGACGACUAACACUCGACGAUGAUAGAGCGUACCCGUCCCAACGGGCCGCGGGAACCAACGCGCACAAGGCUGCGUCCUACAAUGCUAUGAUCCUACACAUCUGGGGGGUGCCAUUCCCUGAACAGAACAAGGGUGCCAAAAUGACAAAACGAGGCUUGAUUGAUUCAUCUGUUGCUGAUGCGUUGCAGUGGAAUAAGUGUAAAGUCCGACUCCGUCACCAAAUCGAGGCCGGCCAGCGCUGGCUUGGGCUGGCCAAAAGAUUUGGCUGGCCCACGCUGGGCUUGAUCACACGAGAUUGGUCCGUUGGAAACAGGAAAGUGGUCGCCAGUGAUACCAUUUUCGAGGAGCUGUCGAUUUCAGAAUACGAUCGCCUAUUAGACGAAAUUGACGCUGAGAAGGGGCCCUUCCUUCGACAAGUUGACACAGCGCAUGGCAUGAGACUUUUCGAUAUCUUGAAGGAUCCGAAUCGGGCGAAAAAUCUUCGUUUGUUACAGCUGAACGACCAGGAUAUCACCAAACGAGCGGACAGCGAUCCACAAUGGAUCAAUGAGUUAACCUCAAUUUCUGACAAUCUAGUCUACUAG
Exophiala bonariae is the source of this 2511-nucleotide messenger RNA. RefSeq lists its product as uncharacterized. The transcript has 2 exons. The record is from RefSeq and is a predicted model, not a curated record. Bases 1 to 2511 code for a protein of 836 amino acids. NCBI's taxonomy places the organism in Eukaryota, Fungi, Ascomycota, Eurotiomycetes, Chaetothyriales, Herpotrichiellaceae.